This is a messenger RNA of Capsella rubella, 1651 nucleotides long. Its product is annotated as probable starch synthase 4, chloroplastic/amyloplastic. The transcript is spliced from 13 exons. The coding region runs from base 45 to 1439 and encodes 464 amino acids. The record is from RefSeq and is a predicted model, not a curated record. NCBI's taxonomy places the organism in Eukaryota, Viridiplantae, Streptophyta, Magnoliopsida, Brassicales, Brassicaceae.
CUGAAGUCACUAAAUUUCGCCGGCAAAGAUUCGAACUUUGCCAAAUGAUGCAAGCAGCAGCGGCGGCGUCGAAUGUUCCGGUGAUAUGGAAUCUCUCGCUGCGUGGGUCAUCCUCCAAAGUCCAUAUACUGAACCCUAAGAAUCAAAAGUGUCACGCUCUUCACUGUUUGAGAUCAGAAGGGCAUGAAGAUUUGGAGAAUUCUCAGGAAAAUAUUGGACUACCUUCUGUUACAAAAGAAGCAAAACAAAAGGAUAUAUGGAACCUUUUUAGAGAAGCUCAACAAAAUAUCCUGUUCUUAAACAAGCAACGCGUAGCUGCAGUUGAGGAGCUGGAGAAGCUGAAGAAGGAGAAAUAUGAAUUAUUAGAAAGGAUAAACCAGUUGGAGGAAGAAAGUCAGAUUGUUAUCAAGAAAGAUAAGUCGUCUCUAUUAUGGGAGCUGCUUCUCCAUAUUGAUGCUAUGGUGAUCAAUGGAUUAAUGAACAUUGAAGAAGCUUCAUCCAUGAGGAAAUUGAUUAAGGAGCAUGAAGUGAACAUCUCCGAGUUUCCCCUUGAUGUCCUGCAACAAGGAGAUGCCAAAAUUCUAGCAGAGCUCAGACGGUUCCCACAUAAAAUCAAAAGGAAUGGUCUCCAUGUGAUUCAUAUAUGCACCGAAAUGGCUCCACUAGUUUCUGUUGGACCUUUGGCCUCAUAUAUCACAGGACUCGCUUCUGCACUCCAAGGAAAGGGCUACUUGGUUGAAGUUAUAUUGCCAAAAUAUUCUACACUUGAUUUGGACGAAAUUGAAGGGCUCCGGGAAAUCGAAGCUGAUGCAUAUUCUUAUUUUAAUGGUCAGCUGCAUGCAAACCGAAUAUGGAAUGGAGUUGUCUCUGGAAUAGGAGUGACGCUUAUUCAACCACUGUAUUACUCGUCAAUGUUUAGCCGUGACAAAGUAUAUGGCUAUACGGACGAUUUUGAUAGGUUUGCAUACUUCUCUCGUGCUUCAUUGGAUUACAUUGCAAAGUCUGGAAAGCAGCCUGAUGUGUUACAUAUUCACAACUGGCAAACUGCAAUAGUUGGACCUCUGUUUUGGGAUGUUUUCGUAAACCAGGGACUUGAAGGUACUAGAAUACUCUUGACGUGCCAAGACUUUGAUAAGGGUCUUGCGCCUCCUGAAAAAUUGGAGCUAUGUGGGCUAGAUCCAGCUGAGCUACAUCGUCUUGAUCGCUUACAAGAUAACAAAAACCCACAUUUUGUAAAUAUUUUGAAGGGUGGUGUGGUCUACUCCAACAAAGUUGUAAUAAUGUCAUCCUCACGUAGCUCAAUCCCUGGUCUCGAACCAACAUUAGCCAUUCACAAGGACAAGUUGGUUUUAUCUCCGUUUGGACUGGAAAACCCAAUGGAGAAAGACUUGUGUUGUGACCUUCACGUCUCUGCAUAUACUUCCAUCAAGAACCUCUGAAACUAGUAAGAAACAAGAUGGUGAACAUAUUACAUUAUUUAUCAUAUUUUUCACACAAAUAAAAUUAAACUAUUGUGUACAUUGUCAAGAGGCCAAGUAAGAAAAUUGUUGUGUCCAUGUGUUUAGUCAAAUCGGUUGUAUCUUUGAUUUGUUUUUCCAACUAACAUUUUGACUCCUGAGUGAAUUACAAAUAGGUUUUAAUUAUUUUUUUA